Molecule: messenger RNA, 2994 nt
Organism: Marchantia polymorpha subsp. ruderalis
Lineage: Eukaryota; Viridiplantae; Streptophyta; Marchantiopsida; Marchantiales; Marchantiaceae
Source: the annotation of a GenBank genome assembly
UGGAAUUCUACUCAACCUUUAGACUGUAGAUCACCUGGCAAGCCCUCCAUCAGCGGAAUCAUGUUGGAUUCCCAGUCCCAGUAAGCUACCGUGCGGCACUUUUUGACAAGAAUCCUCUUCGUUUCAUCGGCUGGGCUAUUUCUCUCGGCCCCGCUCUGUCUGUCUCUUUCAAUAUCCCUCGGGCAGACAGUCGUCUGGAGCGCUUUGUCUGCCUUGCGCUCUAAAAGGCGCUCGUAUGAACGAGGUUUUCGCCCUGUUCAGGCUGACAGAGUUGUGAAUUUGUCAUUUUAGUGAGCGAUUGAGUAAUCUAGGAAGUCAGCCUAUGUGCGUCUGCUGGUUUCGCGUGCGGACCUGUACUGUCUCACUCUCGUUUCUCCCUGAAGGAUUUCCUACUAUUGGUUGAGCGAAGAGGGUGCAAGAAUGCAGACCAUGAAUGUUACAGGCUUGGUGCAGGGAGUUGCCAUUCCUGCCUCCUUCUCGAGCCUGAAGAGGAUGGAUUCGUUGCCAGCUUGUUUGCAAGCGCCUUCCGGCGGGUUUCUCAGACUGUCGUCUGCUAAGAAGGUGGGAAAUGUUCGCAUGGCUCGCAGUUCGGGCGUAAGGAAUAUGUCCCCGGAGAUUGCAGAGAUGGAGCCUGCCUCGAAAGGAAGCCAACUUCUGGUGCCACGCCAGAAGUAUUGCGAGUCCAUCUACAAGACUGUUCGCCGAGAGACAAGUACCGUCAUGAUUGGAAAUGUAGCAGUCGGUAGUGAACACCCAAUUCGCGUACAAACCAUGACCACCACCGACACUAAGGACAUCGCUGCCAGCGUGGACCAGGUGAUGAGAAUCGCCGAUAAGGGAUGCGACAUCGUUCGAAUAACUGUUCAAGGAAGAAAGGAGGCAGACGCCUGUUACGAAAUCAAGAACACUCUUGUGAAGAAAGGAUACAACAUACCGCUUGUUGCUGAUAUUCACUUUGCUCCUGCCAUCGCCUUGAAAGUAGCGGAGUGUUUCGACAAAAUUCGUAUUAACCCAGGAAACUUUGCUGAUCGUCGAGCACAGUUUGAGAUACUUGAGUACACAGAGGAUGACUAUCAGCAGGAACUAGAGCACAUCGAGAAAGUCUUCACUCCUUUGGUUGAGAAAUGCAAGAAGUAUGGGAGGGCAAUCCGAAUUGGUACAAAUCAUGGGAGUUUGUCUGACAGAAUUAUGAGCUACUACGGUGAUUCUCCUCGUGGAAUGGUGGAAUCAGCUUUUGAGUACGCCCGAAUCGCGCGCAAGCUGGACUUCCACAACUUCCUUUUCUCUAUGAAAGCCAGCAACCCAGUUGUCAUGGUUCAAGCUUAUCGGCUGCUCGUAGCUGAGAUGUAUGUCCAGGGAUGGAAUUAUCCUCUUCACUUGGGUGUCACAGAAGCUGGAGAAGGGGAAGAUGGUAGAAUGAAGUCAGCAAUCGGUAUUGGAGCCUUAUUGCAGGAUGGCCUUGGUGACACUAUUCGUGUAUCUCUAACCGAGGCUCCAGAAUACGAAAUUGAUCCCUGCACCAGGCUUGCGAAUUUGGGAAUGAAAGCAUCAGCUGAGCAGCGAGGAGUGGAUGCUUUUGAAGACAACCACCGCCGCUAUUUCGACUUCCAAAGACGAACGGGCACCCUUCCAGCUCAGAAAGAGGGUGACACCGUUGAUUACAGGGGAGUCCUUCACAGGGACGGAUCCGUCCUUAUGUCUGUCUCUCUUGAACAGCUGAAGAAUCCGGAGGCACUCUAUAGGGCGUUGUCUACCAAGCUUAUUAUUGGCAUGCCGUACAAGGAUCUAGCAACCGUGGACACUAUUUUCAUGAGGGAGCUCCCACCUGUUGAGGACAAAGGAGCAAGGUUGGCAGUGAAAAGACUUAUUGACAUUAGCGUGGGUGUGCUCACUCCUUUAUCUGAGCAACUUGCAAAGCCUCUCCCAAACGCCAUGGUUCUUCUCACCUUGAAGGAAGCAACAGAAUCUUUGGACAAAGUUCCUGCAGGAACAAGAUACGCAGUCACUCUCAGGGGCGAUGAAUCUUACGAAGAAUUAGACAUUCUGAAAAGCCUUGACGCAACCAUGUUACUUGUUUACCUGCCAGAAGAUGAACAAAGGUCCAGCCGUGUACAUGCCUCAAGAAGGUUGUUUGAGUAUUUGGAAUCGAACUGUAUCAAUUUCCCAGUUAUUCAUCAUUUGAACUUCCCAGCAGGAACUCUCAGGGACGACCUUGUAAUCAAGUCAGGAAGCGAAGCAGGUGCAUUGCUUGUGGAUGGUCUUGGUGACGGUCUUAUGCUGGAAGCUGCCGACCAGGACUUUGAGUUCCUAAGAACCACCUCUUUUGGCAUGCUUCAAGGCUGCCGUAUGCGCAACACGAAGACGGAGUAUGUCUCCUGCCCAUCAUGCGGACGAACCCUGUUUGAUCUCCAAGAGAUUAGUGCGGAAAUUCGGGAGAAAACGUCACACUUACCUGGUGUUUCCAUCGCAAUUAUGGGCUGUAUCGUGAACGGUCCGGGAGAAAUGGCGGAUGCCGACUUUGGAUAUGUUGGUGGGGCUCCAGAUAAAAUUGACCUUUAUGUUGGCAAGGACGUUGUGAAGAGAGGAAUUCCCAUGAGUACUGCUACAGAAGCUCUGAUUCAACUUAUCAAGGACAAUGGUAGAUGGGUUGAGCCCGAGGUAGUUGAAGCAUAAGCAGCCUCAAUCCAAAUUCAUCUAGGAAACAAGUUAUGCUAGUUUAGAUAUUCUUAAAACACAUUGGAAUCAGAGUUACGCUUUCGCCUCUGGACAGCUGUGAGAAAGAAAGAGAAGAAAGGCAUGCACAUUAGAGGCCAUCACGAACGGUGCAGUAUCCGAAGCGAAUAGUUCCGGCUUUGGAGAUUGGCAUGUACAGAUGAAUCGAAGGAUCCUGGUCAGCAUUUACCCUUGUAACACAUAUUUUGUACCAUUCGUUUGCACCAAUGAUAAUUAUCACAUUUAACGCUUUUGGUCGAACCAAAGUUCCGUAUAUGAAGU